AUGGCCGCUCUUUCCGCCGUGAAUCGGUCUAUCUGCAUGCUCUUUCUGGCCGGCGCCACUUUGUUGCUCAUCCUAAUCGUCCUGUCAGGGUCCACCACAAACUUCCCAGUGGACCGCUUCUACUGGCUCCAGGCAGACACCUCGGGCAUCUCCGGCGCGCCCUCGGGCCAGGCCCGCUGGACCUUUUGGGGACUGUGCUCCCGUGACGCCUCCAACAAGCUCGUGUGCCCCGACCUGGCCCCCGCAUACCCCAUAUCGCCCCGCGACAACUUUGGCCAGGCCGCCACCAGCGAGCUGCCCUCCGAUUUCGUCAGCUCGCGCUCCACCUACUACUACCUCACGCGUUUCGCGUUCUGUUUCUUCUGGAUCGCCCUCGCCUUCUUGGGCGUGUCGCUCUUGCUGUACGCGUUCUCGUGGUGCUCCUACUCCUUCACCAAAGUGGUGUUUUUGCUGGCCUCCGUGGGCGCGCUUUUCGACGUGGCCGCCGUGAGUUGCCAAACCGCCGCAACUGUCAUGGCCCGCAACGCAUUCCACGACGCUGGUCGCUCCGCUAACAUCAGUGCCACGCUGUUCGGUAUCGCCUGGGCGAGUGUGGCAUGCUCUUUGUACAUCUUCUUCGGCACCGGUGUCUCGUUCAUGCGUCGCGCCUACCAAUCCCACAAGGAGUACGUGGAAAUGCAAAAAUAUAAGGAACAAGCCUUGAUGUACCAGGGUAAGCAGGAGGCAUUGCAACCAGACGUCGAGUCGUACCCCAUCCACGACAACGCCGAGGUCCAUGACAGCAUGAACCCUACCGGGUUCGUGGCACCUGUUCCUGAAACCCAACCCGAGUCUCACCACAGUGGCAUCAAGUUUUUCAAGAUCCGUAAGACUCAGAAGGCCGGUGACCAAGAAAGCGUUUAA
Messenger RNA from Lachancea meyersii CBS 8951, 903 nucleotides. The record is from the annotation of a GenBank genome assembly. NCBI's taxonomy places the organism in Eukaryota, Fungi, Ascomycota, Saccharomycetes, Saccharomycetales, Saccharomycetaceae.